GGGAAGACGAUGGGAGAGGAAGAGGAAGAGGAGGAAGACGAAGAAGAAGAAGAGGGCAAAGAAGAGGAGGACGAAGAAGAGGAGGACGAAGAAGAAGAAGACGAAGACGGGGGAGGUUGAUAGGCGAUGGGGGAGUGGGGAGGGCGAUGGGGGAGUGGAGAGCUUGACGGGCGAGGUGGGAAGACGAUGGGAGAGGAAGAGGAAGAGGAAGAGGAGGAAGAUGAAGAAGAAGAAGAAGAAGAAGAAGAAGAAGAGGACGACGAGGACGAGGAUGACGAAGAAGAAGACGACGAGGACGAGGACGAGGAUGAUGAAGAAGAAGACGAAGGGCGAGGGGGGAGUGGAGAGCUUGACGGGCGAGGUGGGAAAACGAUGGGAGAAGAAGAGGAAGACGACGAAGAAGAAGAGGACGACGACGACGAGGACGAGGAAGAAGAAGAAGACGAGGACGAAGAAGACGAAGAAGACGAAGAAGACGAAGAAGAAGAAGAAGAAGAAGAAGAAGAAGAAGAAGAAGAAGAAGAAGACAAGGAAGAACACGACGACGACAAAGAAGAAGAAGACGAGGAAGAAGACGAGGAAGAAGAAGAGGAAGAAGACGAGGAAGAGGAAGAAAACGAGGAGGACGAAGACGAAGACGAAGACGAAGACGAUGAAGACGACGACGACGAAGAAGAAGAAGAAGAAGAAGAAGAAGAAGAAGAAGAAGAAGAAGAAGAGCAACAACAUUAAACCGCUCAUCCCGAAUCCUCUACCGGUACUUAUAGCAGGGGAUUGGAAUACGACCUUGGAUCCCAAUCU
This is a messenger RNA of Chara braunii, 801 nucleotides long. The record is from the annotation of a GenBank genome assembly. NCBI's taxonomy places the organism in Eukaryota, Viridiplantae, Streptophyta, Charophyceae, Charales, Characeae.